GAGUAAUAGGCCUCCCUAGUAUCUCCCUGAACAACACAUAUAAGUAGCUCAGCCGUUGAAGAAAUAACGGCUCCCGCACCUGGAUAUUAACCGGUAACAACCGUCCGAAUCUCGAGAAUGCCAUCGAUUCCAUCCCUCUUCAGCUUUGCUAGUAACCUGAUAUCACAACUCCCCCUCGGAUCAUUCAAUCCCGCAGCCCCAACAUACAACCCUCCUCUCACAAACGGACCAACAUGUCCAGCAGACUCGCCAUUGUCAUGCCAUAACAGUACUGCAGCUCCAGAUUCUUGUUGCUUUAUCUAUCCCGGUGGGCAGCUUCUCUUAACUCAGUUUUGGGAUACCAACCCAACUAUUGGUCCUGUUGAUUCAUGGACAUUGCACGGUCUAUGGUAUGUGCCACCUCUCCUCCUCGCAUCGUUACCUCCAAGCUUUUCGAUCAAAACAUUAUACUAACACGCCCAGGCCCGAUCUCUGCGAUGGUUCCUACCCAACAUACUGCAAAUUCGCCCCUCAAUCCCACGCCAUAACACCCCUCCUCUCCGCCCGAGCUCCCGACCUACUAGAAUACAUGGAAACCUACUGGCAGCCCAACCGGGGCACCCUCGAGCACUUCUGGCAGCACGAGUGGAACAAACACGGAACCUGCAUCAACACGCUGUCCGCAAAGUGCUACGGCGAGACUUUCUCAACCGGCGAUGAAAUUGUGGAUUUCUUCACCCGAGCAGUCGAAUUGUUCAAGGGGUUGGAUAGUUAUAAAGCGCUUGCAGCGGCGGGUAUCACGCCGAGUUGGACGGAGAGGUAUGAUUUGGAGGAUAUCGAGGAGGCGUUGAGGAGUGUUACUGGGAGUGAGGUUACGCUGGGGUGUAAGGGGAAUAGACUUGAUCAAGCGUGGUAUUCGUUUAAUGUCAAGGGGAGCUUGCAGAGUGGCGAGUUUGUUCCUACGGAUCCGGUUGGGAAGGGUCUGAGAUGCCCGAGAAGAGGGAUUAGAUAUUUGCCCAAGGACUAGAGAGUUUUCUGUUCGGGGGUAUGAUGGUGCUUGUAGGAUACAAAGCAUGUGUGGCG
Messenger RNA from Hymenoscyphus albidus, 1062 nucleotides. Lineage: Eukaryota; Fungi; Ascomycota; Leotiomycetes; Helotiales; Helotiaceae. The record is from the annotation of a GenBank genome assembly.